This is a messenger RNA of Diaporthe amygdali, 1116 nucleotides long. RefSeq lists its product as uncharacterized. Bases 1 to 1116 code for a protein of 371 amino acids. Gene Ontology annotation, cellular component: pericentric heterochromatin. The record is from RefSeq and is a predicted model, not a curated record. Lineage: Eukaryota; Fungi; Ascomycota; Sordariomycetes; Diaporthales; Diaporthaceae. Gene Ontology annotation, biological process: negative regulation of transcription by RNA polymerase II; chromatin organization. Gene Ontology annotation, molecular function: chromatin binding. The transcript has 4 exons.
AUGACGCGCCCUCCUAUUUCACAACCGCAUCGUUGCCUGUGCGCGGCAUCUCAGCGUCCUGGGGCCCUCAACCCGGACGCGCCACCCAAGACGGCCGAAUAUCUGAGCCCGCGCAAGCUCGCGUCACUCUUCACCCGGACUGUUUUCAACAGCGGAUCGCCGAGGGCGUCGCAGCACAACACGAUGCCUCCCUUCGUCGAAGACAUGGACGACUUCUUUGACGACGUGCCAAUCCCAAACAUUGGCACCGACAUUUUCGACGACGAGGAGCCUCUCGAUUCCGGCCCUGUCAUCCCCGAUAUCCUGAGGGAAGAGGUCGCUGAGACAGUUGUACGGAUCGACAACGAGGGCGAAGAGGACAGAGACGACGACGAAGACGCCGACGAGGACAUAGAGAACGGCCUGGUCACCGACAACGCCGUCCCCGAGGCACCAAUGGACGUGCCCGCUCCUGCUAGCGCCAAGAAGCGAGGGCGCGCCCCCCAGCCUGCGUCGCGAGUAUCCACACCGGCCAAGAAGACUCCCAAGGCUGCGAAGGCGACGAGUGGUCGCAAACGGAAGGCCGAGGAGGAGGCAGAUGAGCCUGCAGCCAAGCGCUCUGGUCGCGGUCGUGCUACUGUCGCCGCUGCGAGGGAGGGUAUCAAGGAGGCGAGCAAGAAGCGACCCCGCGCUGCCUCGGGUACUGUCAAGGAGGCACCCAAAACCAGCCGUGGCAGACCUGCCGGCCGAAAGCCCAAGGUCGAGAAGGAAGAGCCAGCCGCCGAAGAGUACGAAGUCGAGGAGAUCCUGGACUCGGGCGUGGACGCCAAGACCAAGCAGGCCCUCUUCCUCGUCAAGUGGAAAGGCUACGGAGAGGAGGACAACACCUGGGAGCCGAAAACGAACCUGGCGCACGCGAGCGAGAUGCUGAAGGAGUACGAGGCGAUCAAGAAGGAGCAGGAGAAAGCGGCAAAGAAGGAGAAGGCUGCCACCAAGAAGUCCGCGCCGGCGAAGAAAGCUCCUACGAAAAAAGCUCCGAAGGCUGCUGCCAAAGCCACUCCCAAAAAAGCUGCUGGCAAGGCUUCUGUGGGACGUCCCGGCCGUCCUGGCCGUCCCGGUCGGCCCAAGAAGAACUAG